Oppiella nova is the source of this 2118-nucleotide messenger RNA. The record is from the annotation of a GenBank genome assembly. NCBI's taxonomy places the organism in Eukaryota, Metazoa, Arthropoda, Arachnida, Sarcoptiformes, Oppiidae.
AUGAAGCGCCAAUCUUGGUUACCCCACAAGGAAACAGUUGACUUAACCCUGUUUUACGAUGAAUACCCAGGUAUUAUACACGGACUGCUAACACACCCGAUUGGAAAGUUUGACUUUCAAAGGGAAUACUCCCAGGAAUGGAGGGAAGUGUACGUACAGUACCUGCAAAAGAAUCCAUACCUUAAACACUGUGCCGACCAAAACGGAAAGGUAUCCGAUAUUACGGAACGGGACGUAAGGGAAGCCCUUAGAGAAGCUACAGUUAAGAUGGAUGCAUACGUUGCAGCGGAUAACGCCUACAUACAGGCUAACCCGGGUGUUAAAAAUUUCAGUCAUUUUAUAUAUGAAGCGGAUUUAAAGGCUAUUUUCAAUGAAUACGUGUCGCAGGCGUUGUCAGAAAUUAAAUGUCUCAAUAAACUGGAGACCGAGAUCAAUUUGGAGUACCUAACGGCACCGCCUCAAGUGGCAGACAACGACCUGUUCUGUGAUAUGGAACUGGAGGCUAACCCACUGUUAAAGUGCAACCCAUACACAAAAUACCGGCGCAUCGACGGGAAGUGUAAUAAUCUGCGGGAAACCAAUUGGGGCUCAGCUUUUCACUGUCAGCGCCGCCUACUGCCGGCUGACUACGCCGAUGGGGUCAAUAAAGUACGUCUAGCCCAGGAUGGCGGGCCCCUACCUAAUGCGAGGUACAUAAGCGACGUGUUGGCUCGUGGGCCGCCCCUAUACAACCCGGUGCGCACGUCUAUGCAUAUGAUAUGGGGUCAAGUGAUAGCACACGACUCCCUCAAAACGUUACAAUAUUUCGGGACUGCACUGAACUGUUGUCCCAAUAGUGGACCCGAACCUCAGGAGUGCGUUCACGUGAAUCCCGUUCCCUCCGAUAGGCUAUUACGUGCUUUCAAUCAAACGUGCUCGUCAACAAAUGAACGCACCUACAUCAUACCUCGACUUAUCACUGGUGCAAACUUCAUAAUGUAUCCAUUGAUCCGGGAAUGUGUCACCGAAUUGCUGGAUGUCAUGCAGACCUACGCGGCCACCGGUCUCGAGGUCGACAUGAAGAGGUUGUUCAGCAACUAUACCAUUGACGUGAUAUCCAUGUGCGCGUUCGCCACCAAAAUCAAUGCCCAGAAAAAUCCGGACAAUCCUAUCGUCAAACAGGCGAAGAAACCCUUUAAUCCCAAGUUAUAUAGAUUUCUAGCGCUUAUGGUUUUGCCGAAAUGGGUGUUAGAGUUGUUUAAUACCACACAUAAUGCUGAGGAGGACUCCAUUAAGUUCUUCGUCGAUCUGAUCCGACAUAUCAUUGAUGAGCGAAAGAGGAGUCAAGAGAAACACAACGAUUUGAUUGACUUAUUAUUGAACGCAGAAAAGGAGCAAAAGUCCGGCGAAACCAGGGAUGAGUCGGAUGUCAAUGAAUCACAUCAUGUUAUACUCGGUUCGGACGAUACGUCGGUCGAGAAGAAGUUAUUCGCAAAUAUCAAGAAAUAUAUGACUGAAGACGAGAUACUGUCCAACUGUUGGCUGUUUUAUACGGCUGGGUAUGAGAGCACAGCCAACACCCUGUCGUUCGCCGCCCACGAGUUGGCACUGAAUCCCGAAAAACAGGACAAACUCUACGAAGAAGUCAUAUCUUUCAUCGACUCUGACGGCGAGAUCUCGUACGACGUAUUGACGAAAAUGCCGUUUUUAGACGCAGUCAUCUCCGAGACACUCAGACUACACGCUCCGGCUGUCCGACUCUGGAGGUAUGCCAACGAAGACUACAAGUUAGGCGACACCGGGAUUACUAUCAAAAAGGGUCAACGCAUCGAAAUACCCAAUCAUGGGAUCCAUCACUUGGAGGAGUACUUCCCGAACCCAAAGACCUUUAGUCCCGAAAGAUUUUUGCCCGAAAAUAGACAUAAAAUAGUUCCGUAUAGUUAUACACCUUUUGGUGGGGGUCCCCGACAUUGCGUGGGAAUGAGGUUCGCGUUAAUGGAGGCUAAGCUGGGAUUAGCACAUAUUAUGAAGAAUUAUAAAUUUAUCACAACAACUAAUACAGAUAUCCCGGUGGCGUUGCCCAGGAAUUCCAUAAUACACGCCCCCCUUAGGGUCAUCGUAGGCAUACAGAAGCGAUAA